AUGAACCCCACGGAUACCGCAGACACCACCGUGGAUGAAAGCAUCUAUAACAAUUAUUAUCUCUAUGAAAAUAUCCCCAAGCCUUGCAACAAGGACGGCAUCAGGGCAUUUGGGGAGCUCUUCCUGCCCCCACUUUACUCCUUGGUCUUUCUCUUUGGUCUGCUUGGAAAUUCUGUGGUGGUCUUGGUCCUGUUCAAGUACAAGCGGCUCAAGUCCAUGACCGACGUGUACCUGCUCAACCUGGCUAUCUCAGACCUGCUCUUCGUGCUCUCACUCCCUUUCUGGGGCUACUAUGCGGCAGACCAGUGGGUGUUUGGCCUUGGCCUCUGCAAGCUGAUUUCUUGGAUAUACCUGGUGGGCUUCUACAGCGGCAUCUUCUUCAUCACACUCAUGAGCAUCGAUAGGUACCUGGCCAUCGUGCACGCCGUCUUCUCCCUGAGAGCCAGGACCUUGACUUACGGGGUCAUCACCAGUGUGGCCACGUGGUCAGUGGCUGUGCUCGCCUCCCUCCCAGGCCUCCUGUUCAGCACGUGCUACACUGAGCGCAACCACACCUACUGCAAAACCAAGUACUCUUUCAACUCCACGAGGUGGAAGGUCCUGAGCUCCCUGGAGAUCAACAUUCUGGGGCUGGUGAUCCCCCUGGGAAUCAUGCUCUUCUGCUACUCCACGAUCAUUAGGACCUUGCAGCACUGUAAGAACGAGAAGAAGAACAAGGCAGUGAAGAUGAUCUUUGCUGUGGUGGUCCUCUUCCUGGGGUUCUGGACCCCUUACAAUGUGGUGCUCUUCCUGGAGACCCUGGUGGAGCUGGAGGUCCUGCAGGACUGCACCUUUGAGCGACACCUGGACUAUGCCAUUCAGACCACAGAGACCCUGGCUUUUGUUCACUGCUGCCUCAAUCCUGUCAUCUACUUUUUCCUGGGGGAGAAAUUUCGCAAGUACAUCAUACAGCUCUUCAAAACCUGCCGGGGCACUCUGGUGCUCUGCCAAUACUGUCGACUGCUCCCAAUGUACACCGACACCCCCAGCUCAUCUUACACGCAGUCCACGGUGGACCAUGAUCUCCGCGACGCUCUGUAA
This is a messenger RNA of Budorcas taxicolor (takin), 1080 nucleotides long. It is a transcript of the gene CCR4, whose product is annotated as C-C motif chemokine receptor 4. NCBI's taxonomy places the organism in Eukaryota, Metazoa, Chordata, Mammalia, Artiodactyla, Bovidae. The coding region runs from base 1 to 1080 and encodes 359 amino acids. The transcript has a single exon. Gene Ontology annotation, biological process: immune response; G protein-coupled receptor signaling pathway; inflammatory response. Gene Ontology annotation, cellular component: membrane. Gene Ontology annotation, molecular function: C-C chemokine receptor activity. The record is from RefSeq and is a predicted model, not a curated record.